CGCGCUUCGAGUUUUCCUGUCGGAUAGUAAAAUGGCGCAUUGUUUUUGCAACUGUGUCUCGGUUGUAUGAUUGCGAUUAUGAAGGCGUUUGGAUUAGCAAAACAAUAGCUGCUGCAUAAUGUGACUUGUGCAUAGGCCAGCAGUAUCUCGAACAUAGAGGUUUAUUCAUUCGCUUUCAUGUUUCGUGUUUGAGAUUCCAUAAAUCCUGGUUGUUAGCAUUAGUUAGCUAACAUUUUACUAGCAAGCUAAUUCACUGUGCAUUUACUCCCUCAAAGCGGCGACUUAGACAAAGAUGGGUUAUUUAAAACUGAUAGAAAUAGAAAACUUCAAGUCCUAUAAAGGAAGGCAGAUUAUUGGACCUUUCCACAAGUUCACUGCAAUCAUCGGACCCAAUGGAUCCGGCAAAUCCAACCUUAUGGAUGCCAUUAGCUUUGUGUUGGCGGAGAAAACUAGUAACCUGCGUGUGAAAACUCUGAAGGAUCUAAUCCACGGAGCACCUGUGGGCAAACCAGCUGCCAACAGAGCAUUUGUCAGUAUGGUGUACCAGGAGGAUAACGGAGAAGAACGCUCCUUUACAAGGGUCAUCAUUGGUGCCUCCUCUGAGUAUCGUAUUAACAACAAAGUGGUGGGCUUACCUGAGUACAGUGAAGAGCUAGAAAAGCUUGGCAUCCUGAUCAAGGCUAGAAACUUUCUGGUCUUUCAGGGAGCUGUGGAGUCUAUUGCCAUGAAGAAUCCCAAGGAGCGUACAGCACUGUUUGAGGAGAUCUCUCGUUCUGGAGAGCUGGCUCAGGAAUAUGACCGCAGGAAGAAAGAGAUGGUGAAAGCAGAGGAGGACACACAAUUUAAUUACCAUCGCAAGAAAAACAUUGCUGCUGAGCGCAAAGAGGCCAAGCAAGAGAAAGAGGAGGCUGAGCGCUAUCAGCGUCUGAAGGACGAAGUGGCUAGGGCUAGUGUUCAGUUACAGCUCUUUAAAUUGUAUCACAAUGAAACAGAAAUUGAGAAGCUGAACAAAGAGCUAGGCCAGAGGAACAAAGAGAUUGAUAAAGACCGUCGAAAAAUGGACCAUGUGGAGGAGGAGUUAAAGGACAAGAAGAAGGAACUAGGCAGGCUGAUGAGGGAGCAACAGACUAUUGAAAAAGAAAUCAAAGAGAAAGACUCUGAGUUGAACCAAAAGAGGCCACAGUAUAUCAAGGCAAAAGAGAACACUGCUCACAAAAUCAAGAAGCUAGAGGCAGCACGCAAGUCAUUGCAAAAUGCACAGAAGAUGUACAAGAAGCGCAAGGCAGACAUGGAUGAGCUAGACAAAGAGAUGAGGGCGGUGGAGGUGGCAAAACAUGAAUUUGAGGAGCGCAUGGAAGAGGAAGCACAGAGCCAGGGCCAGGACCUCACCCUAGAGGAAAACCAGGUCAAGCAGUACCAUCGUCUAAAGGAGGAGGCCAGUAAAAGAGCUGCUACACUGGCACAGGAGCUAGAGAAGUUCAACCGUGACCAGAAGGCUGACCAGGAUCGCCUUGACCUGGAGGAGAGGAAGAAAGUGGAGACAGAGGCCAAAAUUAAACAGAAGAUUCGUGAAAUUGAAGAAAACCAGAAACGUAUUGAGAAAUUAGAGGAUUAUAUUACCACCAGCAGGCAGUCACUAGAUGAGCAGAAACGCAUGGAGGAGGAGCUGACUGAAGAGGUGGAGAUGGCCAAGAGGAGGAUUGAUGAAAUCAACAUGGAGCUUAAUCAGGUAAUGGAACAGUUGGGAGAUGCCAGAAUUGACAGACAGGAAAACAGUCGUCAGCAGCGCAAGGCUGAGAUCAUGGAGAGUAUCAAAAGACUUUACCCUGGCUCUGUGUACGGUCGACUCAUUGACCUGUGCCAGCCUACUCAGAAGAAGUAUCAGAUUGCUGUGACCAAAGUGUUGGGCAAGAACAUGGAUGCCAUUAUUGUGGACUCUGAGAAGACCGGGAGAGAUUGUAUUCAGUACAUCAAGGAGCAGAGAGGAGAGCCUGAGACUUUCCUUCCUCUCGACUACCUGGAGGUGAAACCAACUGAUGAGAAACUGAGAGAACUACGAGGAGCUAAGUUGGUGAUUGAUGUUAUUCGAUAUGAGCCUCCACACAUCAAGAAAGCCCUGCAGUAUGCAUGCGGCAACGCCCUGGUCUGUGAGAAUGUUGAAGAUGCACGAAGGAUUGCCUUUGGAGGGCCAUACAGGCACAAGACGGUAGCCUUGGACGGUACUCUGUUCCAGAAGUCUGGAGUAAUCUCUGGAGGAGCCAGUGACCUAAAGGCCAAGGCCAGACGCUGGGAUGAGAAAGCAGUGGAUAAGCUCAAAGAAAAGAAAGAAAAACUCACUGAUGAACUCAAGGAGCAAAUGAAAGCCAAGAGGAAAGAAGCAGAGCUGCGUCAGGUGCAGUCUCAGGCUCACGGUCUGCAGAUGAGACUCAAGUACUCCCAGAGUGACUUGGAACAGACAAAAACCCGCCACCUCUCUCUCAACAUGCAGGAGAAAUCCAAGUUAGAGAGUGAACUGGCAAACUUUGGCCCUCGAAUCAACGACAUUAAGAGGAUCAUCCAUUCUCGUGAGAGGGAGAUCACAGACCUGAGAGACCGCAUGAAUCUGGUGGAGGAUGAGGUGUUUGUGGAAUUCUGCAAGGAGAUUGGAGUAAGGAACAUCAGAGAAUUUGAAGAAGAGAAGGUCAAGAGGCAAAAUGAGAUUGCGAAGAAGCGUCUUGAGUUUGAGACGCAGAAGACCCGUCUGGGUAUCCAGUUGGACUAUGAGAAGAACCAGCUGAAGGAGGAUCAGGAGAAAGUCAUGAUGUGGGAACAGACUGUGAAGAAAGAUGAGGCUGAAAUAGAACGGCUUAAGAAGGAGGAGCACAGACACAUGAAAAUCAUUGACGAGACAAUGGCCCAGCUGCAGGACCUAAAGAACCAGCACCUUACCAAGAAAUCUGAAGUCAAUGAUAAGAACCACGAGAUGGAAGAAAUCCGCAAAAAACUGGGUGGUGCCAACAAGGAGUUGACCCAGCUCCAGAAGGAGGUGACCGCCAUCGAGACCAAACUCGAGCAGAAGCGCAGUGACCGUCACAACUUGCUGCAAGCGUGUAAAAUGCAGGAUAUAAGGUUGCCUCUUCGUUCGGGAACAAUGGAUGACAUCAGCCAGGGAGAAGGGAGCUCCCAGACAGAAGACUCUAGCAGCCAGCGGACAUCGAGCAGUGUUCUUGCUAAAGAGGCUCUCAUAGAGAUUGACUACAGCAUUCUAGCUGAAGACCUUAAGGAUGCGCUGUCAGAGGAAGAGAUUAAAGCUGAGACAAACACACUGCAACAGCGUCUGAAUGAGCAGCAGAGCAUUUUACAGAGAAUCAGUGCACCCAACAUGAAGGCCAUGGAGAAGCUUGAGAGCGUCAGGGACAAGUUCCAAGAGACCAGUGACGAGUUUGAGGCUGCCCGUAAAAGAGCCAAGAAGGCCAAGCAGGCAUUUGAGCAGAUCAAGAAGGAGAGAUUUGAUCGAUUCAACACUUGCUUCGAGUCUGUGGCCACUAACAUUGAUGAGAUCUAUAAGGCCCUUUCACGUAACAGCAGUGCACAGGCUUUCCUGGGCCCAGAAAACCCAGAAGAGCCAUACCUGGAUGGCAUCAACUACAAUUGUGUGGCUCCAGGAAAAAGGUUCCGACCCAUGGACAACUUGUCUGGAGGAGAGAAGACGGUUGCGGCUCUGGCUUUGCUAUUUGCUAUCCACAGCUACAAACCUGCACCUUUCUUUGUCCUGGAUGAAAUUGACGCAGCUCUGGACAACACUAACAUUGGAAAGGUGGCUAAUUACAUCAAAGACCAGUCUGUGGAGAACUUCCAGGCCAUUGUCAUUUCUCUGAAGGAGGAGUUCUACACCAAGGCAGACUCACUCAUUGGCGUUUAUCCAGAGCAAGGAGACUGUGUCAUCAGUAAAGUUCUCACCUUUGACCUGUCUCAGUAUCCUGAUGCCAACCCAAACCCGAACGAAUAGAACACGGCCCUCCCAACGCCUUGGCAAGUUGGAUCCAUUAGGUCCUACCUGUUAUUUCCUGUUGUUUUUAUGUUUUUGUUUUCUUUCCUCAAUACCUAGAUUAGUGCAUUAGUGAGGUCUUUUUUGUUGUGGGGAGGUUGUUCACUAUAAAUUGACAACCAAUGUAUGUACAUUUAUGCACACCAGUCAUUUGACAAUUGGCCUUAGGCGAUCGAUUAUAGUAAUCACUAAAAGACAAGUUUAACCUAGUGGCGAAAUGAGGGAGAAGAGCCUUUUUAAUGUACCGCAUUUGUAUCAUGAUAAUAAUGCUAAGUUUACCUGGAUUAUGUUUCUUUUUGUUGUCUGAACUUUUAUAUGAUAUGACCUAAAACCUUUGCUUUGCCCGCUGUUGUGUGUAUUAAGAUGUAAUUACAUUUUCAUAUGUACCUUCUUUUUUUAAAGCAUUGAUGCAUUCCUGUGUGUAAUCGCUAAGUGAAGCACUGGUUUGCUGCAGCUAGUAGUGCUAUAAAAAUGUCAAAACCUUUGUCAUAAAUGGAUGAACAUUGAUAUCACGUAUCGGUAACCUUUUUAUUCCCUAGCUUAUUUCUGAAUUAGUUGUAGAUGAAUGAUAAAGUCAUCACAAUUUUCAGCCAAUUCUGUUUUAUUGAUCAAUUUGCUUCCAAAAAUAAAAAUUGAAUUAUUUAAGCUCUU
This is a messenger RNA of Betta splendens (Siamese fighting fish), 4678 nucleotides long. RefSeq names its product structural maintenance of chromosomes 1A (gene smc1a). Gene Ontology annotation, cellular component: nucleus; cohesin complex; chromosome. The transcript is spliced from 26 exons. NCBI's taxonomy places the organism in Eukaryota, Metazoa, Chordata, Actinopteri, Anabantiformes, Osphronemidae. The coding region runs from base 293 to 3988 and encodes 1231 amino acids. Gene Ontology annotation, biological process: sister chromatid cohesion. Gene Ontology annotation, molecular function: ATP hydrolysis activity; ATP binding; protein binding. The record is from RefSeq and is a predicted model, not a curated record.